AUGCUUCCUUCCAUAAAGAAAGCAUGUCUUAAUGUGAUGUUACGAAUGAAGGAGAAAUUGAUAGAAAUGGUUAUUGAAAUGAUAGAGAUGGAGAAAGUCACAGAUUACACGUGUGACCCCGAUUACAUUGCUUCAUGGAACAAGUUAAUGGGUAAGAGUCGUGAUAGGUUUUUGAAGGCUGUCACCAUUUAUGAUUCUGAAUGGGAAUUAGAUGAUUUUGAAACAGCUGAAUUUGAUAUGGAAGGUUAUGGGACGAUUAGAGUGGAACAUCUAUUUUCUGUUCCCUCAGAUACAAGAAAUCAAGCAUUCGAUUUAACAGUGAGAGUCACAGCUUACUGGAACAUUGUGUUGAAAAGAAUGGUGGAUUGGAUAGCUCUUGAGCUUCGUUUUGGGAUACACAAAAUGGUGAACAAGGAGAUGGAAAAGGAGAUAGUAUACGAGGUGAUGGUGCGUGGUGGUGUUAUGGAGAAGAUGCUGGAAGAACCAACAUCGGUGGCUGCAAAGAGGGAGAGGCUUCAAAAGAGUAUCAGUUUGCUCCAGGAAUCAAAAGAAAUAAUCAAUCAAGCGAUGGAUGGUAUUUGA
Molecule: messenger RNA, 582 nt
Organism: Lactuca virosa
Lineage: Eukaryota; Viridiplantae; Streptophyta; Magnoliopsida; Asterales; Asteraceae
Source: the annotation of a GenBank genome assembly